ACAUAACACCAAGAAUUCUGAAAUCUCUCCACACCCUACCUACCCGCCCUCUCAACUUAGACGAUAUGGAGGGCUUAAUUCCACUAGUAUACAGAGCUAUAAUGCAGUACAAGAAUGGCCAACAAGCGAUGAUGGGUUCAUGGAUGAAUGAAUCACCUUCUGCUUCCUACAUGAGAUUGCCAGGUGAUUCGGGCCGCUUCCAAAUGCCUGAUAUUCAGCUUUUCAGACCAGACUGUGCCUUCCCCGCCUCCGCGUCAUCACCUUCUUCCUCUGCCACCAAAAGAAUGCUCUCCGCCGCUGUUCAAUCACCUGGCUGUCAUCUGACUCCCCGCCGUGCCGUCAAGUGAAUAUCUAUAAACAAAAAUAUGGUGCUCACUAUAUUACUUUGCCCCAGGAAAAUCCAGGGCAUGUAAAAGUAGUCGGGCAUGGUGGGUUGAGGUGAUUCACAUAACUAGAUUAAUUGCGUGUGAAAGAUCUUUGCUAUUUGUUUCCUUUCUUUUUUCAUGAUUCUCUGGUUCUUGGGCGUAUUGUGUGGAUAACCCCAAAGGACCACACAUUCGUGUUGUUGUAACGUUAAUGGGUGAAAUCUGGAAGUGUACAGACUGGUUAUGCUUCUGUGUAAUAUAAAUGAAAUUUGUACUUUGCUAUAAUAUCCUUCGGCUAAAGGGCCAAGCUGUUGAACUAA
Coffea eugenioides is the source of this 685-nucleotide messenger RNA. RefSeq lists its product as uncharacterized. The coding region runs from base 66 to 347 and encodes 93 amino acids. The transcript has a single exon. The record is from RefSeq and is a predicted model, not a curated record. NCBI's taxonomy places the organism in Eukaryota, Viridiplantae, Streptophyta, Magnoliopsida, Gentianales, Rubiaceae.